UUUCCAUUUUGGUCACAAAGUGACAUUAAAUGAGCUCCAGUGGCUGAGGAUCCAUCCUCUUUAUACCACUCCAUUCUCUUCACAGUCCCAGGGAGCUGGAGCCAACCACAACUGGGGUCCACCCUGGACAGACGGUGACAGAGAAAAGCGAAGUGUCGCGGUCGUGCUUGUCCAGCUGUACACUUCAGCCAUUGGCUUAAGUCCACGUCAGUCUACGGAAUCCCUCCACGCCAUUGGUCCACAGCGUCACAAGCCCCCGCCCCACAUCUCCAUUCACGCUGUGGAUCAUGUUCUUCAUCAUUUCGGAGCACAUGCAGAGGAAGCAGGGCUUUCUUUGGCCAGUUUAGACCAGAGGAAUGUUCACAUGCUAUUGUUUAAUAAGCUGCUUUUGAAGAAAUCGAGACACAGUCUGCAAGCACACACUCUAUUAUCGUGGGAGUUUGGAGUAAUAUAACUAUCCACACCUGCACACACACUAUUUACUUACACACAAAAUGUGGUAUUCAAGCUCUUUUCCCUCUCUCUCUUUAGUGCUGCUACUCAACACCCCCUCUCCACACAUACACACACACACACACACACACACACACUCAGUCCCUUCUGUUAUAAAUUUCACCCUUCGUCUCUGCUAUUGAAUCAUAAAUCAUAAGUUCCCUUCCUGUACUUCGCUCCCCCUCUUUUUGUCUUUCAUUACACAAUAGCUUAGACUUUCUAAAAGAGGGCGGCCAUGUUUAAUAUGUUGAAUUUGUGUUCGUGUAUGUGUGUGUGUGUGUGUGUGUGUGUGUGCCUAUGUAUCUUCGACCCCAGGCUUUCCUGUAACUCUGGGUCUCUGCCCCGGGGCAGCGCUGGUGAGCUUGUUCAACGCGACACACACCCAUUCAUAUACAUAUUCACACACUGAAACGCACGACACACCCUCAGCGUGCACGCGAAUGGGAGAGGAAGUGGCACGUUAGUGCACACACACACACACACACACACACACACUCACAAACACACGCUUGUGCACCCAGGAGGGACAGUAACGCCUUUAUCAUUUUUUUCACACACACACACACAGGUGCUUAUAGUCUGAGGUGGUGUUCGCACUCAUCACACAAGUGUCGUUAACACUCAGCAGAACGACAGUAUGUUCAGCUUUAACAAGGACUGUGAACAUGGAAACAUACCCCUGCUGCACAUUUGUUCCAGAGACCACUAAAAAAAAAAAACAAAAAAAAAACCCAGCAGUCACACAGUACAUGCCAAUAUUUUACUUUCCUCCCCUUCUGAUGGCUCCCCUGUGUGUUUCACACCACCGCCCCUCAAUAUUUAAACUCAGGGAUUCGUGUUUGUUUAACACGGUUCCUUAAGGUUGUCUUGAGAAAAGUGAUCAGAUUAUUGAAUUAUUAAAUAAUCUCCAUGUUCAUAAGGCUCAGUUUGCUUUUUGAAAGAAAAUUAAAGGAUCCCACCCUCGGUGCUCUGUGUUAUCGCCAGAUAACUUACACAAAAUACUGGUCACUUCUAUCAUACACAUUUCUUUAUCAUGUCUAAGCAACAAGAAAGUACAAUAAACUAUUUAUGCUACGACAUGACGGAAAGAUAUCGCACAAUACUCUAACAGGUUCUCAUUCAUACCGCAGCUGAGACUGUGGGCUAUUUAGAGGAGCUGUGAGGAAAACUGUGUGUGUUGUGGGUGUGUAUCCGUCGCUCGAGGACUUCCAGGGUCCUAGAGAUAACGUGAAAUCCAUGAGAGGAAUUCUACACGGGGGUUCCUUCCUGUCACCUGACUCCUUCGCUUCCUGCGCCGCGUUUCCUGCGUCUGGACCGCCAAGGAAGAGGAGGAGGAGGGCGAAGAUGAUGAAGCUUUUUGGGGGAAAUCUGCCUGCAAGUCAGCCGGGGAAGUCUCACAUUUCCAACCGAGCGGGGGGGAUUUCGAGGAAAGCAUCCUCUUGGAUCACAGUUUUCUCCCGUUCCUCUUCUCUCCAUCUCCUCUCCUUUGAGAGUUCAUUCCAAGCCCAAAGAGAUCGGUGCUGCAGAGAGAAGAGACCAAAACCACAAGGAUCCCGUAGAGAUAUCUGGACAUAAAGCAAAGUCAGCUUCUGGAAAAGAGAGCUGAAGACCCUGGCUCCAGUAAAGAUGGCUGACGUGGUGCAGCCAGACAGCAACAGCCUGCAGAUACCAGGUGAAAAUGCAUCCACUCCAUCCUCUCCUGCCACGGCCAGGAGUGAAUGCAGCAUCAUGCCGCUGACCCCGUCGCCCUCGCCGAGGGUGGAGGUCAGGCCCAAGAUGGCCUGUCCCUUCUCGGUUGUUGUCGCGAUCGACUUUGGGACGACGUCCAGCGGCUACGCUUUCAGCUUCACGCAGGACUCAGAAGCCAUACACAUGAUGAAACGCUGGGAGGGCGGCGACCCCGGAGUGGCCAAUCAGAAGAGCCCGACCUGUCUGCUGCUGACCCCCGAGGUCCGCUUCCACAGUUUUGGAUUCGCGGCGCGGGACUUCUACCACGACUUAGACCCGGAGGAGGCCCGGCACUGGCUUUACUUUGACAAAUUCAAAAUGAAGAUCCACAGCACAAGCGACCUCACGAUGGAGACGGAGCUGGAGGCCGUCAACGGUCGGCGGGUCCGAGCCAUCGAGGUGUUCGCUCACGCUCUUCACUUCUUCAGGGAGCAUGCUCUGAAGGAGGUGAAAGACCAGUCGUCCUCGGUGCUGGAGGGGGAGGAGAUCCGAUGGGUGAUCACCGUCCCCGCUGUCUGGAGACAACCUGCAAAACAGUUCAUGAGAGAAGCUGCGUAUCUGGCCGGCCUGGUUUCCCCGGACUGUCCCGAGCAGCUCCUCAUCGCCCUGGAGCCCGAGGCCGCGUCCAUCUACUGCCGGAAGCUGCGCCUUCACCAGGUGAUCGACCUGAGCGUGCAGCCGCUCACCAACGGCUUCGACCUGGACGGGUCGCGGCCGUUCGACUCCAGCUUCAGACAAGCCAGGGAGCAGCUGAGGCGGUCCAGGCACAGCAGGACCUUCCUGGUGGAGAGUGGGACUGGAGAGCUGUGGUCCGAGCUGCAGACAGGUGACAGGUAUGUUGUGGCGGACUGCGGGGGAGGAACCGUUGACCUGACCGUCCAUCAGAUCGAGCAGCCGCAGGGAACGCUGAAGGAGCUCUACAAGGCCUCAGGCGGCCCCUACGGCGCCGUCGGCGUGGACCUCGCCUUUGAAGCCAUGCUGUGCCAGAUCUUCGGCGAGGACUUCAUCCAGAGUUUCAAAGCCAAGCGGCCGGCGGCCUGGGUGGACCUCACCAUCGCCUUCGAGGCCAGGAAGCGGACGGCGUCCCCGGGCAGGGCCAACGCCCUCAACAUCUCCCUGCCGUUCUCUUUCAUCGAUUACUACAAGCGGCACAGAGGGCAGAGCGUGGAGGCCGCCCUGAGGAGGAGCAACAUGAACAUCGUGAAGUGGUCUUCACAGGGGAUGCUGCGGCUCACGCAGGAAGCCAUGAACGAGCUCUUCCAGCCCACCAUCAUCAACAUUGUCAAACACAUCGAGGAGCUGAUGGCCAAGCCGGAGGUGCGCGGCGUGCGGUUCCUCUUCCUGGUUGGCGGGUUCGCGGAGUCACCCAUGCUGCAGAGAGCGGUCCAGAAGGCCCUGGGCAGGACGUGUCGGAUCAUCAUCCCCCAUGACGUGGGCCUGACCAUCCUGAAGGGCGCCGUGCUGUUCGGUCUGGACCCCACGGUGGUCCGAGUGCGGCGGUGCCCUCUGACCUACGGCGUGGGCGUCCUGAACCGGUUCGUGGAGGGACGCCACCCCCGCGACAAGCUGCUGGUGAAGGACGGGCGCGAGUGGUGCACCGACAUCCUGGACCGCUUCGUCUCCGUGGACCAGUCGGUGGCGCUCGGCGAGGCGGUGCGGCGGAGCUACACGCCCGCCCGCCUGGGCCAGCGCAAGAUCAUCAUCAACAUCUACUGCAGCGCCACGGACGACGUCACGUACAUCUCGGACCCCGGGGUCAGGAAGUGCGGCACCAUCACUCUGGACCUGCCGGAACCUCUGCCGCCGGCGGGAGCGGCAGCGAGGGGAGGAGGAGGAGGAGGAGGAGGAGGCCCGGAGAGGAGGGAGAUCAGGGCGACCAUGCAGUUCGGAGACACCGAGAUCAAAGUGACGGCCGUCGACAUCAUGUCCGGCCGCUCCGUCCGAGCUUCCAUCGACUUCCUGUCAAACUGAGGAGCAGCAGGAAGAGUGGGGAGGGGUUUCAAGAAAAAGCGGUACUUUGGGAGGGGAUGUCGAGAAACUUUAUCCACUAAUCAGACAUUUCGGCUUUUAUUUUUCACUCAUUGGAGCUUCUGUUAGCAACUCCUCUGAUGCUUUCACUGACUACAUUCUAAAUGUUUUUGAACCCUGUGGAACCUCCAGAGGCUGAGUACUAACAAAACACAAACCUCCAUGAGCCUCGCAGGAGAAACUCUGCCUGACACAGAAUACUACCUAGAGUGAGAGUCACUCAUCAUUACUCACAUUAUCAACAAUACCUCAGUUUAUUAUUUCAUCACCCAUGAAGGAAAUCUUCAUCCCACCACCUGCAGCUGGACAAGAAAGAGCUCCACCCAGUGGUGGCGAGGCAAAACUUCCCCCUCAAGCCAAAAAAAAUCCUCAAGGCGUUCGAGUACGGCUUUGGACUCUUAUAUAUUUCAAAGUUUCCUACAAUGUCUAGCUGUGUCGAUUGAUUUCAGACAAAAUUGUGAAAAUGUUUCAACUUUUCAUUCACUCUCAGAGCAACUGAGAAACUUUUGUAUAUGUGAAUCUGUCUGGGAGGAGAAAACCAAAAAUGUAAUGUAUACUUUAGAAACUGGUGGGAUGAUUUCUUUGAGGAGCACCUUCAGUCUUAGUAUCAGUGGGAAACGCCGAUCACAGCAGGUUUGGAGUUCCAGCCGUCUAAUAUUUUUAAUGUGCGAUUAAAGUGUACUCACAUUUAUGUAUUAAGUGGCAAAAAGUGCAUUUAUGUCAGAGAUCAACACUCAGUCUCUUCUCCCCCCCCACAGCUGUGACUGAUC
Messenger RNA from Salarias fasciatus (jewelled blenny), 5018 nucleotides. RefSeq names its product heat shock protein 12B (gene hspa12b). Lineage: Eukaryota; Metazoa; Chordata; Actinopteri; Blenniiformes; Blenniidae. The transcript has 18 exons. The record is from RefSeq and is a predicted model, not a curated record. The coding region runs from base 2119 to 4191 and encodes 690 amino acids.